Messenger RNA from Condylura cristata (star-nosed mole), 1575 nucleotides. It is a transcript of the gene PNPLA2, whose product is annotated as patatin-like phospholipase domain containing 2. Gene Ontology annotation, cellular component: lipid droplet; cytoplasm; membrane. Gene Ontology annotation, molecular function: triacylglycerol lipase activity. Lineage: Eukaryota; Metazoa; Chordata; Mammalia; Eulipotyphla; Talpidae. The transcript is spliced from 9 exons. Gene Ontology annotation, biological process: lipid homeostasis; triglyceride catabolic process. The record is from RefSeq and is a predicted model, not a curated record. The coding region runs from base 1 to 1575 and encodes 524 amino acids.
AUGAGUGCAGGGGCUCAUGGCCGGGGCCGGUUUGGUGUGGUUGAACCUGUAGCGGCCUCUGCUUCAGUGCCCACCCUGGGCAGUUGUGAAAUCCCAGGCAGAGGCUGGUCCUGUCUGGUGCUGGCCAGGCCCAGCUGUCUGCCCUGUCAGGGGCGCCCUGCCUCCCUCCCUGGGGCAGCUGACAGAAGCCCCACCGUGGGCCAGGUCCCACAGUGGACACUGGCAGCCCUCCAGGGGAGGGGGUGCUGGGUGCCGGCGGCCCCGGCGUGGCCCAGGACUGUGAGCCUGGGAGAGCUGGCCCCUGACCCCCCACCCUGCCUAGGUGAGGCGGGCGCCAACAUUAUCGAGGUUUCCAAGGAGGCGCGCAAGCGGUUCUUGGGCCCGCUGCACCCUUCCUUCAACCUGGUGAAGACCAUCCGCGGCUGCCUGCUGAAGACGCUGCCCGCCGACAGCCACGAGCGGGCCAGCGGGCGGCUGGGCAUCUCCCUGACUCGCGUCUCGGACGGCGAGAACGUCAUCAUAUCGCACUUCAGCUCCAAGGAUGAGCUCAUCCAGGCCAACGUCUGCAGCACCUUCAUCCCGGUGUACUGCGGCCUCAUCCCGCCCACCCUUCAGGGGGUGCGCUACGUGGACGGCGGCAUCUCAGACAACCUGCCCCUCUACGAGCUCAGGAACACCAUCACGGUGUCCCCCUUCUCCGGAGAGAGCGACAUCUGCCCGCAGGACAGCUCCACCAGCAUCCACGAGCUGCGCGUGACCAACACCAGCAUCCAGUUCAACCUGCGCAACCUCUACCGCCUCUCCAAGGCGCUGUUCCCGCCGGAGCCCAUGGUGAGGCCGGCCGCCGGCCGCGGGGCCGCCGCGGAGGGCGCGGCGCUGCCGGCUCGCGAGGAUCACAUCCUGGAGCGCCUGCCCGCGCGGCUCAACGAGGCCCUGCUGGAAGCCUGCGUGGAGCCCAAGGACCUGCUGACCACGCUCUCCAACAUGCUGCCCGUGCGCCUGGCCACAGCCAUGAUGGUGCCCUACACACUGCCGCUGGAGAGCGCCGUGUCCUUCACCAUCCGCCUGCUGGAGUGGCUGCCUGACGUCCCCGAGGACAUCCGGUGGAUGAAGGAGCAGACCGGCAGCAUCUGCCAGUACCUGGUGAUGCGCGCCAAGAGGAAGCUGGGCAGCCACCUGCCCUCCAGGCUGUCGGAGCAGGUGGAGCUGCGUCGUGCCCAGUCGCUGCCUUCAGUGCCGCUGUCCUGUGCAGCCUGCAGUGAGGCGCUGCCCAGCUGGAUGCGCAACAGCCUCCUGCUCGGGGACGCGCUGGCCAAGUGGGAGGAGUGCCAGCGCCAGCUGCUGCUCGGCCUCUUCUGCACCAACGUGGCCUUCCCGCACCUGGUGAAGACCAUCCGCGGCUGCCUGCUGAAGACGCUGCCUGCCGACAGCCACGAGCGGGCCAGCGGGCGGCUGGGCAUCUCCCUGACUCAGCGCCCUCCCGGCGGCCUGUGCCUUCGCCGCUCCAAGCGGCGCCCUGCAGUGUUGCUGCCCUUGGGCCAGCUCUGCCCAGCGCUGCGGCCUCGAGUUUGCUGA